This is a messenger RNA of Manihot esculenta (cassava), 1628 nucleotides long. RefSeq names its product chitinase domain-containing protein 1. Gene Ontology annotation, biological process: carbohydrate metabolic process. Gene Ontology annotation, cellular component: extracellular region. The transcript has 8 exons. Lineage: Eukaryota; Viridiplantae; Streptophyta; Magnoliopsida; Malpighiales; Euphorbiaceae. The record is from RefSeq and is a predicted model, not a curated record. The coding region runs from base 154 to 1455 and encodes 433 amino acids. Gene Ontology annotation, molecular function: chitin binding; oligosaccharide binding.
CUGCUAAAAGCGGCUGGCCGUUUCACGGAAAUGAAUCUCAUCUCCAUCGAGGGGACCUGCUCUCGACGACUGCUAAACUGCUGUGCUGUUUCUUAUUCUUCAUCGCCGUCGGAGUUAAGUUGUUGACUCAGCCGGAACUUCGAGAAAGUACAAAUGGCGAAGAGGCGAGAUCGCCGACUCGUGCAGAGUUCAGAUCGCCGUGAACCCCGCGGCGACCCGUCCACUCAAGUGGACCAAUUCAGCGAGUCAGCAGCUUCAGAUCGCAAGCUCAUUGCCAUUUUCAUCCUCUUCUUCAUCGUAAUUCCCGCCGUCUCUGUGCUGGUAUACCGUAUCAAAUAUGCUCCGAAUACAUACGGAACGGAGUCACAUGCACGCCAAGAUGGGCGUGUUAAAACUGAUUUGAAGUACGAAGAAAUCCUCAGUGAGAAUUCAAAGGUUUCAAAGAAUGCAUCUCAUCGGCAGUAUACAUAUCCAGUAUUGGCCUACAUUACUCCCUGGAAUUCUAAAGGUUAUGAAAUGGCAAAAAGGUUCACCAACAAGUUUACUCAUUUAUCGCCUGUCUGGUAUGACCUGAGGAGCCAAGGUACCGAGUUAAUACUGGAAGGGAGACAUAAUGCUGAUAGAGGAUGGAUCUCAGAACUUAGAAUGAAAGGAGGUGCUCUGGUGUUACCUAGAGUUGUUCUGGAAGCAUUUCCAAGUGAGAUGCUUAGGAAGAAGAAACUAAGGGAUAAAGCUAUUGAGCUUGUAGUAUCAGAGUGCAAGGAAAUGGAAUAUGAUGGCAUCGUGCUUGAGUCUUGGUCAAGGUGGGCGGCUUACGGCAUCUUGAGCGAUCCAGACAUGAGGAAUAAGGCCUUGAAGUUUAUAAAACAACUUGGGCAUGCCAUCCACUCUGUCAGCUCAUCAAGAAGCAGUAAGCAACCUUUACAGUUGGUCUAUGUUAUAGGGCCACCACACUCGGAGAAGCUUCAAGUGCAUGAUUUUGGUCCAGAGGAUCUUCAGAGCUUGAAUGAUGCUGUAGAUGGUUUCUCACUCAUGACCUAUGACUUCUCAAGUCCUCAUAAUCCUGGUCCAAAUGCGCCUUUGAAGUGGAUCCAUUUCACCUUGCAGCUGCUGCUUGGCACUACUGGCAAUGCCCGGACCCUAGCUCAUAAAGUGUUUCUUGGCAUCAAUUUUUACGGAAAUGAUUUUCUACUAUCUGAAGGUUCUGGCGGGGGAGCUAUUAUUGGGAGAGAUUACCUCUCUUUGUUGGAGAAGCACAAACCUUUCUUGCGAUGGGAGGAGAACAGUGCGGAGCAUUUUUUCCUCUAUUUUGAUGAUGAAAAUAAAAAACAUGCAGUGUUCUACCCAUCGUUAAUGUCAAUUUCUCUACGGCUAGAAGAGGCUCGAUCAUGGGGAACUGGUAUCUCGAUUUGGGAAAUUGGGCAAGGUUUGGAUUACUUUUUUGAUCUUCUGUGAGAAGCUAGUUUUCUUCUUUUUGUUAUUAAAAGAUAUCUUUAUAGGAUGUACCAUAUAUUUUUGUGAUUCUUCUCCAUCUGUAGACUUAUAACAAAUUUUGCUUAGUUCAGUUUAUCUAAUGGAGUUUGUUGGCACUGGCCAAGAUCACCUUAUCAAAAGUAGUUUUUGUUUCA